Annulohypoxylon maeteangense is the source of this 2394-nucleotide messenger RNA. RefSeq lists its product as uncharacterized. The record is from RefSeq and is a predicted model, not a curated record. NCBI's taxonomy places the organism in Eukaryota, Fungi, Ascomycota, Sordariomycetes, Xylariales, Hypoxylaceae. The transcript is spliced from 4 exons. Bases 556 to 2067 code for a protein of 503 amino acids.
AAUCAUACAGCAACCCUAACGAUACCUAGUUCACACCAUAUCCUAAAUGCUAAGUAACUAUCCAUAUCUCUGAAUAUGCUCCAUCUUUCUCGAUACGCGCCUUAGGUAUUGUUAUCCGAUUCAUCUUAAGUUUAGGUACCACGCACGACAUAUGUACCUAGUGCUGAAAUGAGUGCUCUCGUUGAAUCUUUAUUAUUAGUCCGAUGCCGUAUUUAUCACUUCAUAUUAACUGGCCAAUCUACGUCCUUUCUUCUUCUGUUUUCCGUUCUAUCUUGUUCCGGGAUGAUAUUAGACGUUCGUUAUUUUACCCAUAUAUGGUCUAGCAACCAUUAUGGCCAACCAGAGUUCAGCUCGAGGCUUAGAAGCCAAUUCUUGCCUUUUUUACGUCCCUAGUAGUUUCUCUGUCUGAUAUAUUACCUUCACCCUCCCAGUCCCUGGUCACUCAUCCCUUCGUUGCGUAUUGCCAUAAACUGUCAUGAUCCUAGUAAGAGUUCCAUAUAAUAACACUCAUCCAUCUUAAGGAGGUGGUUGACCAUCAUAGCGAGCUCAUGGGCCAUGGCGGCAGAAACAACCAGAUGUCACUCUAUGCCGGCAUCGUCGUUCUAUAAACUUAGUAUGGAGUUGUUAAUAUUUAUCUUUCACCAGUUGCGGGACAUUGACUCUCGGGCAUUGGCUAAUGUUCGUCAAUUAUCAAAACGAUUCGAAGCCAUCGUUACGCCUAUUUGCUUUGAAUCAAUUUACCUCAACGAACGUAUUAUAGCACCCGAGACUGAAAUAUGUUUCCCUCGGGUAAUCCAAAGUUUAUGCUCGUUCACCAGGCAUGUCGAAGUGAACAGUGAUCUUGACCCAGUAGCUACUAGAAGAUUGUUAGACAGAUUGCAGCGGCUUUCAUCGCUAAGAUGGUGUUAUGUAAGAACACAUUGUUCCGGAAAUUUCACGAUGCCUUGUAAUAUCCUUGGCUUAAAACACGUCCAUAAUAACAUCAGACUAUAUGUCGAAGACUUACCUUUACAUGGUUUCAACGGUGACUCACAUGCUCUAAACUUCCAAGGAAUACCUACGAGUAGCCUUGUUUCUUUAAAGAUGUUUGCUUCUAUACCAUCGCUAACGAGCUGCCUCGGGUCAUUGAAACGACUACUUCUUGAGUCCCGAUCGAUCGAGACUUUCCAUCAUGAUGAUCAUGGCCAAGGGACACAAUUCUCGUUUAAGGGGAACGAACGAUUACCGGCAUUCCGAGAACUGUCGCUUCGCUCCUAUGACUGGAACCAUAGCAUUAGCGAAGUCGAAAAGCACUGGGACUUCUCGCGGUUGCGUCGACUGAUCCUCGUCGAUGUACCUUUGUUCUCAUUUCUUAAUUCAGUGCCUUUCACCCAUCUUCACCAGCUUCACACAUUACAUUGUGAAGACUUCAGCACGCAUCUACCAGACCAGCGCCAGGAAACAACCAGGAUUCUGUACAAGCUCGCCCUACAGAUACGAGCACUUCAUACAUUCAAAGUAACCUGCCACACAACUCUGUUCCCCGUAUCCGGGAUUCUCGUCCAUGCCGAUUCGCUACGUAUCUUACGUUUCCGCGACUACGUUGGCUUCGGUGAUGAAAUAAGGCGAUGUCCGACGAUGCAGGCUGAGGAUCUUUCUCUUCUGUCCCGUAAACUCAGAUACCUCCAUACAAUCGAGCUAGACAUGGAUGUGGACCUAUGCGAGCCGGCUUUGUUCAUCCGCGCACUCUGCAAAUUUCCCCAGCUAGAUACCCUCGUCCUCCACACGCAGACGGUCCUCCAAACUUUAGAAGAAAACCAAGGGAGUGCAGAUCCCGACUACGAUGCCUCCAUGAAAAUAUUCUCUGCCCUAAUGAGCGGUAAGCAGGGAAAGUUGUGGAGGAGUAUCACGAUUAAUGUGGGCGGAUGGAAGCCUGUCAUGGUUCGCCGGAUUAGUGAGUCGUGGCAGCAGCAGAAUAGGCGUGGGUUCUUUGCCGAGAGGUGCUUCGUAUUGGAGAAGGAUACGGAUAAUGUUGAGGUAGAGGUUCGUGAGAAGAUGGGUGUGGAUAAUAGCCCUGUCUGCAGAUAGUGCUGUGAACGACUCUGUAUGAAGACUGCUCAAGGAUGCAAAGUGGGAUAAAUAACGAAGUAUGUCAGCUAGGUAAGUAACUGGACCUUAUUAACUUAUCAUCCCCUUUUUUUCAACCUUCUAUCCUCUCUUGAUCUCAUGGUUUAUGUCGACGGACGGUUAUUUAACCUCGAACUCGUUAUACUUCGUCUAUUAGUUCUAUUAUCCAAAUUGAUAGGUGACCAUAGCCAGUUACGUAAAUACUUAUACACCAUUCGCUGCAUAUAUUCCGUAUCUUUUAUCAUUCCGUAUUUUCAACACCUUUACACUUCUAUAUUAUAUGUGUGU